UCUUGCUAUCUCCAUAACUUCACCCUUGUCUUCUCUCUCCAGGUAUAUCUCCUCGUCUCUGUUUGUCUCUCUGUGCCUCUGGGGUGUCGGUCCCCUCCUUGCCGCCAAGCUGGAUUUCCUGCAGAUGAAACAUCUGAAGAGGAAGAGAAAGAGCAACUACAGUGUGAAAGAAACACAGACUCUUAUCAGGGAGAUCCACAAAAGGACGGACGUGUUGUUCUCCAGACAGCAGAACACAGCCAUUAAUGAGCUGAAGAGACAGGCAUGGGAAGAAGUGGCUCGAGGUGUUAAUUUACUGGGGGAAGGAGAGCUACGCACUGCAGCAGAGGUGAAGCGUCGUUACCUAGACUGGCGUGCACUGAUGAAGAGAAAACAGAUUCGGGCUGAGCUGUCCCUCUCCUCCUCCUCAUCCUCGUCUAUGGCCCUGAAGACUGAGUAUGAUCAGUCCUCCCCUGAGCAUGAGGCAGCUUCUCUGGGAUCUGGAUGUGACCAGCUGCUUGACCUCUCUAGCCUCUCCAAGGAUUGCCACUGCGACUGGCCGGAGUUGGUGGCUCUCAGUGAGCCGAGCGGGCAGUCCAUAAUGGGGGUGAAGAUGGAGGAAGAUGUCACUGAAUACAGGCUGCAUGGUGAUGGUGAUAUGGGAGACGGAGAAAUAGAAGAUGAUGAUAUUCCCUCACUCCUCAGCGACAUAGAGUCACGCGGCGAGGGGCAUGCUGGGAAUGUUUACUGCCACAAUGACUUGGGCAUGCUUAGCUCUUCUAAGGCACCAACCUCCACCACCAACAGAGACCUGCCCCACGCUGGAGGCCUGGGGAUGCAAGCUCACGCUCUGGGUGGAUUAAACAAUCAUGAAAACAUGGGGGCCGGGUUUGUGGUUGCUGUUGAGAAACAGCGAUUGGAGCUGGAAAAACAGCGCCUGGCUGUGGAAACUGAACGCCUGGCUGUGGAGAAAGAGCGGCUGGUGGUGGAGAAGGAGCGACUCCGUCAGAUGGAGGUAGAGAGGGAAAGGCUGCAGCUGGAGAGAGAGAGGUUACAGGUGGAGAGGGAGAGGCUGAGGCUUCUGCUGCUCAGACAUUCAGAGCGUGUGGACUCAUCCUUUAACCUGCCGCCCCAACAAGGCCCGCCUUCGUCCUCCACGUCUUCUUUAUCCUCCACUCAUGAUGGACAUAGGGAGAAAGACAGUAAAUGCUGGAUGCCAUUGGUGGAUCUGGAAACUGAAAGGCUAAAACUAGAGAAGGAGAGAGUGCAGCUGGAGAAAGAGAGGCUGCAGUUUUUCAAAUUUGAGGCCGGCAGACUUCAGAUUGAGAGAGAGCGCCUCCAAGUGGAGAAAGAGAGAAUGCAGCUGCACAAAGAUCAUCAGGGCCACUGAGAAUAAGGCGGAUAAAAGAGAUAAAAAAGGGAUGGAUAAUACAUUCAAUUUUCACCAGCUUCAGGGUUGCUCGUAAUACUGAAAACAACCCAGAAUUCAUGAAUUGCAUCAGCAGCUGCUCCUUAAUUAAGUUCCUUACAAAGAAACAUCCUUAAGGAAGGUGUGAGACAGUUAUAUGAUCAUUCCUGACUGGAAUUUGGCCAAGGAGAAGACUGAGAUGGAGGGCUGACAUAUUUAUGACCACCAUGAUAAAUCAGUGCCUUAUGAUGUCUUCAUAAAAUGGGUGACAGGACAGAAAAUACGCCACGAUGAUAACAUCUAGGAUUAGUUUGGCACAUCCAGCUGUUUGGCCUUGAACCUAUUUGAUUUAUAACAUGUUGAGUAUUUCAUCAAAACGUGCAGUAGAAUAAAGUUAAACAUGAAUUGGGAUAUCAAUGCUUACUAAUGUUAAAUGACAAUGGCAUAUGAAAGAAUGGAAUCAUGAUGUUUCAUUCUGUGUCUAUGCACAAAACCAGUGCCAAUGAAUCUACUGCAUGGGUGCUUCUCUGUAUAAUUUAGCUUCCAACACACAAGAACAAAAUAAACCAAUGUUACUUGUACGGAAGUAUUUGUAUGCUAUUUAUGUUAUGCUGUCAAUCGAUGGUAUGAAUAUAUCGUUUACAGGUGAAUGAUUGGGAUUUUAUACAUUCGUCCACCACUUUAAAACAAAUAUUUCAUCUUCGCUUUUUUUCACAGUAGAUAUUUUAAUUUGUCAUGUCAUGAAAAUCACAAGUGUUACUAAUAACAUUAAUGAUGGCUCUGUUUUGUUAUCCCAGCUAGCCCUGACAGUGAGGCUGCAUAACAAUACAGGGUCCCUUAAAGCUAAAUGGAAUUCAGCUAUCAUUGAUUGAGUUAUUUACACCUGUGUCUUUCCUACUGUGUCUGCUAUGAAAUAACACUUGAUGUUUUUCCCAUCAAGAUGUGUGGAUUUUGAAAAGAGCCCUGAAAUGAGCAGCUACUGGAAGUAUUGUUUGCAUGCUAGACAAUUAUAGUGAAAUAUUUAUUCUUUUUUUUUCUCGUGUGUUACUUGCUGAAAACUACAUUCUGCUACUGUGUACUGAAGGUUGUCUAACACAUCAAAGACACUUUAUUAUGCCUUUUUGUUGUAAACUAUUUAAACAAGUUUUUUGUAACUUAAUUCCUAACAAAAUACCAAUUUAUCCUUUUAAGAAAGUUGUUAUCAGGUCACAUGGCUUUUUUUAAAUUAUUUUCUUCUAUUUUAAUGUAUGCAUCUUUUUUUUUACUCUCUGUGUUGACAAGUUUGUUGAAGAAUAAAAUGUGACCUCCAGACAAAA
This is a messenger RNA of Trematomus bernacchii (emerald rockcod), 2703 nucleotides long. It is a transcript of the gene msantd4, whose product is annotated as Myb/SANT-like DNA-binding domain containing 4 with coiled-coils. The record is from RefSeq and is a predicted model, not a curated record. Lineage: Eukaryota; Metazoa; Chordata; Actinopteri; Perciformes; Nototheniidae.